Messenger RNA from Brachypodium distachyon (stiff brome), 604 nucleotides. Its product is annotated as gibberellin-regulated protein 5. Lineage: Eukaryota; Viridiplantae; Streptophyta; Magnoliopsida; Poales; Poaceae. Bases 105 to 389 code for a protein of 94 amino acids. The record is from RefSeq and is a predicted model, not a curated record. The transcript has 3 exons.
CUCAGCCCAUUCAUUCUUUUGCCACCAAAAUAUCUCGAGUCCCCAAUUCACAUUGCUUUCCCAGCUCAAGCACACGGGGAAGAGAAGCGAGCAAUAGCACUGAGAUGGCCAAGAUCUCCUUCCUCCUCCUGGCGCUCCUCCUGAUCGCCAUUGCAUUCCCCGUGGAGGUGAUGGGAGCGGGAGGCGGCGGCAAGCUCAAGCCAUGGCAGUGCUCGUCCAAGUGCUCAUCGAGGUGCUCGGGGACGCAGUACAAGAAGGCGUGCCUGACCUUCUGCAACAAGUGCUGCGCCACAUGCCUGUGCGUGCCUCCGGGCACCUACGGCAACAAGGGGGCCUGCCCCUGCUACAACAACUGGAAGACCAAGGAGGGAGGCCCCAAGUGCCCCUAGAUUGAUUUUGCUCAUCGCGUGGUUCAUGAUCAUUCCUUGGUUGUGCUGUACUAGAUCUGAUCUGGUUAUGCUGUGUGCGUGCCCCUGGCUACAGGGAUGUUAAACACUGAAACUAUUGAGAAGGGAGAGCGAGGAUUCGUUACAUGUGAAUUCCCCUCCUAUUUAUCUGUGGUGGAGUAAUUCCUAAUUUAAUUUGCUAUUUUAGUGUCCAAGUA